UGGAAACAUGGCGGCGAUGUAUACAGUUACCUGUAAUAAUUUAGUCCAGCAGGUGUCCCUAAUCUGACCGAAAGAUGACUAAUUUUUGACAUAGAAGAAGUAAAUAAAAGGGAUGGAUGCCCGUGAUAUGGCAGCCUAUCUUGGCUAUGAGCAGGCAAAUGUGGCCACUUCUGAGUAUGUGUCUGGUAACAUUGAGACCCCCAGCACAGACAACAGUGCAGAGGUGGCAGACAAUGAAGCCAGGGACCUGGAGGAAACUCAAACCUCAAAGAGACCUUACAGAUCUUACUUUACUCAACAGUCAACUCCAUCCAACAUUAUUGAGACAACCUUUGAGGUGCCAGAUGCAGAAGAAACUUUGAAAUUACUACGCAAGCCAUUUCAAAUAAAGAAUCCUGGAUACCAUGUUUGCAAACGUAGUCCGGAUCACAAUAGCAUAAGUUUUAUGCACUGUAGGCAUGUGCUUGGCCUGGGAAAGCAGUAUGAAGCUUUACGGAAAGUCAUGGAAGAGAGGGCACGCCUGGAAUUCCUCCGAGAUUGUAUGUUCAGGAUAAAGUCAGUUUCUGCUUUUGUACAGGACCUAGAAACCUUGGUACAGAAUGAGUAUCGGACAUUUUAUGCCAUUACUCAUCAGUGUGUUAAUGAAUCUCCCAUGACAAAGUUGUACUGUUUAAAUGCUCUCUGUGAGGACCUACGGACACACAUCGGCCACUGGAACAGUAUCAAACAGCGCAUACACACCAGUAAAUGGUUGCAGCCAAUGAUUGGUAGACUCUAUAUCGAUGUUGAGCAUGUUCGUAAAUCUUUGUUUACAUUGUACAACAGUGCUAUAUAUUGGAUGGAGAAACUCAUCAUGAUUGGCUUUCAAGUUUUCUCACAUAGCAACCUCGCUGGUUUAUCUCAAGAAGUUCUGUGGAAUAUCACUCGUGGUCUUGAGGACUUCAACAACAUUCUUAACAGCCUUCCAAAAGCAAGAUAUAAGCCUUGUGUCAUUAUUGACAGCCUUCAGUCCGAUUGGUGCUACAGAAGUUCGAAGUCGGAUCCUAGUUUAACAAACUUUCCUGGUUUUCUGGCAAACAGUGCUAAAGCUAUACCUUUUUCAAAGAUCUUGAAUAUCAUAGCCAGCGAAAGAUCAAAAUAUGCUGCAAUGGCUACUCACAGAUUCUUCACAUGCAAUGAAGAAUUCUUGAAGAUUCUUAAUUCUGGAAAAAUACCUGCCUAUGUUUGGAAUGAUGAGGUCCAUAGCCAAAAUCACAGUAUUGCACAUGGUCAAGAUACAUCAGACUAUCACACGGCCAGUGGCAGUCUUACUAGCAUCAGUGGUGCAGUGUUAAGAGUGGGACCCAUCAGAGCUCCUGAUCUCAGUCAAAAGCCAGCUCCUCUCACAGACUUUGCCUCUCAAGAGCAGCACUUUGCAAACACAUUUCUAUUUAUUGUUUGCAGCUCGACCCAUCUCCUCAGGAAAAGCGAAAGCCAUUCAAAAUCAAAACAUAAGAGCAGCCGAUCUCAAAAUGUCAGUAAAAGUGUCAGUCUUCAGAAGCCUCCAGUUGGUCAGGAAACCCCAGUUCUCUCUCGUUCUGACUCUAAACGAAAGACUGUCUCAUGGGGUGACUCGGAUGACGGGUCCAUCCGAACACAGCUGGUUAAUCGCUACAUGGACACCUUAUGGAAGUGCUUUGGGAAAGCUCUUGAGCAGAGGUUUCACGAACCUGCCUGGUGUUCAAGAAAAAGGCCAGAGAUUGGGGGACUAGGAAGUGUGGUCUUUUGCAAUGCAACUCUCAUCGCUGUCAUCAGAAACAUGAUUGAACAUGUUUGCUUGAAAGAUAUGUUCCCUGUGACAUCUGUCUCGCCAAUGCUGGGCCUGGCCCGCAAGUUCCACACUAUGUCUGCUAUGGCAUCCUGGGAUACCAACAUGUGUGAGGUGCUAGGGUCACGUCUGAAUGACAAAUGUUACCCCUGUCCCUUGGCGGGAGGCGACUACAGCACACGGACGGGCAUGCUGCUGCGCGACACCUACCAACCACUCUUCAGCAUACUACAGGAGGACCUCAAGGACCUGUCAGAAACUGGCAAAGACUCGACAGUUCUGGUCCCCAAGCAGGACUUGGACCUGUACCACACAACCAGCAUUGUAUGUCGCCUGUUGACAAACUGUCAGGUGGCCCACAACUGGUGUGUUCACAAGUCGCAGGCUUUCUUGUCGUCUUGGGCUGUCGGUAACUUCCUUCUCGUCACACAGACAGACCUCAAGCUUUUGGCUGAUGAGACUAAAAAAGCCCUAUAUCAAUCAAGGAUCUUCAGUGGAAAGUCCAUCAGUAAACCAUCUCAAGCAGAGCAACAGAUGAUCAUUUACCUAGGGGAGAUAACCCAACAGAUGUCUUCAGCUGAUUCACAACUACAGACUCUUUCUGGAUCCUCCAUGAAAGUUUUCUGUGAAAACUGUGAGAAAAUGGCAGAUGAGUACUUCAAGGAAUCCAUGCCUGUUGGGAAAGCAUGGAAGAAGAAAACUGCACCAGAGCUUCCAACAGAACACAGUUUGUACAUAGAACAUGCUUUAGAGGCCAUUUUGGAGCCCGUAGUGGAGGGAGUGAGUAAACUAAGACAGACAGCCCAGCUAAGUGCUAUCUCCAUGGCAACUACCUCAUUGUGUGAAUCAUGGAAAAACUUCAUCCUCAAAGAGAAAAUCAAAUUUAGCUACAUCGGUGCCUACCAGCUCGGAAAUGAUCUCAAUUUCAUCAAGAGAUGGCUGAGUGAAUACAUCUCCAACUCAGAUGUGCGUCAAAGCAUCCUGGAUCUGACUAUUUUUCGAUACCUGAAUGGUGCAGUUAUGGUGCUCAAGAAACAGCCUUUCCGCAAGGGAAGUGGAAGGCUCUUCCGUGAACCCUGCUCUUCCGAGGACCUCAGUUGCGGUGACAUGGAAGUAGCUCCCCGGGACAACAAGAACUCUGAUCGCUCUCCAGAUGGUGACGUUGAUAUUGAUAAUCCCCCAGACGAGUCUGACAUCCGCUAUGUUCAAAACAUUGACGAUUGGCUGGCGUUGAGAGUCCAAGGGGGAGCCAAGACUUGGCGCUUCUCCCUGUGUCUCAAUACUCCAGCUACCAACCAAUGAGAAUUGCUUUUAUGGUUUCUAACUUCAAAACAAUCAAAUGAAGACGAUUGUUAUUUUGAGGGUAAACAAAAUGAAAUCCGAAAAUUUUAACUGAUUUGAAAAAUGAUGUUGGAGAUGAGGAAUAUAACUACAGGCAAAGGGAUUGUUGUUUUAGUACAUGUACCUGGCUUUUUUUCAUUGAAAGAGGAAUACAUUAUACGUGUCAUUUUUUCGUAGGCAAAAUGAUUAAUAUAUGUAGGUAUAGUUAAACUUGUAUAUAUAUAUUUUUUAUAAUUAACCAAGAUAAAAACUUCAUAUCAAAACUAAUAUUAGUCAACCUCAAGAUUUAUAUAAACACCUUCAUGUUCUUGAUAUACAUGUUAGUAAUACAAAAUACAUUUUGUAGAUGACAUGCUAACCUCACCAUUUAGUGAAAUCUGUAGAAUUUGCAAUUAAGCAAAAAUUGAGUAUUAUUUCAAUUUAAAAAAAAAUAUUAUUUUAAUUGAUUUUUAAAAUUGAAAAACACAUUAAGAAGCCACCAUAUGUAAAUGCUUGGGCCAGAAUUAUCAUUAUAAAAUAUAGCUUUUAUGUAAUAUUUAUUGAAAUGUUUGAUUGUCAAGUAUACUCUAAAGAAAAGAAUUUGUAGAAUAUACACAUAUAGCUGUAUUAUUUAUAUUUUAAAUAUUUAUUAACUGUGAUAUUCAAAAUUUAAGAAUUAAUGUGGAUUUUUUUCUAAAAAAGACACUUUUCAAAGUAAAUGUUAAAAUAUUUAUUACAUGUACUGCCGAAAAGCUAUGUUCAAAAGCUGGUCUAAUUAACAAGAAGUAGCAAGUUUUAAGCAAGUAACUAGUACAGUAUAUGCUUCAUCUGUGGUGUAUAUUGCAGUUGAAAGGUGUUUGAGAAAUCAAGGGAUAAAUUUAUGCUGUACAUAAUGCAGCUUAUAAUACAAAUAUCCUGGAUAUCUCGGCAGAGUCCAUUUAUGUUAAAUAUCUUGGACAUCACUUCAGCAAUAUUAAAAAUCAUAAAAUGGCCGACCAGUAGCCUGUUAUUUCAGAGUAUGAUAUUAGAUAUUUAACAGUUACCUGAAAAGGGGAGGUACAAAUUUGAGCUCCACCUAAAUGUCUAGAUAGGAGUGUCUGAACAUAUGAUUCCCACAAGGAAUGUUCCAUAACUGAUUAGAAUGAUCAAUAAUACUUAGGAAAAUACCUGACUCUUUAUAACAUGUGUAGUAUUAGAUAUAGAAGACUGAUAUCUAGAUAGAAAACCUUUGGUGCACCACUGAACCAAAAAAUGUUAGAUAACCAAUAGUUUUUAAAUUGUUCUUUGAAACAAUUUCUUCCCCAAUUCCUUAUUGUUAGAAUUAGUGACAACGAAGACUAAUGAAUUAUAAAGUUAACGUUUUUAAUAGUUGUGUAGUAAUGGUAGUUAUAGGACAAAAUCUUUAUUAUUAGAGAUUGCCGAUACAUAAUGUUUUUAAACAAAUAAUACCAAAAUACCAGAAUUUAGAGUAUCUGAACAACCAUACUAAGUAAAUAUGCCAAUAUCUUUUUAUAAAUUGAUCUACUUUAUUUUUCAUUUUCACUAUAGCUUUUAAGCGAUUUUGGUCAAAUUAUUGUUUUUCUCGUUGUUAAAACAUAGUCUGCAUAAAUGAAGGAAAUAACCAUAGCAAGUUAGCCAAAUUCAGCACAUCAUGCAGGUGGAACCCAAUAUGUACCCAAACAGAGCAGGAUCAGAAAGGAAUUUUGAAUAGUAGGCGAAAAAAUGAUAAGUACUGAAAUUUGUUUUUGUCCCUUUUUUUUCAAAUUUGGGAAUAGGGCUUGAUUACACAAUUUUAUAUAAAAAAUCAAUUGAUAUGCUUCCAUGACAAAUUUGUCAAUAUUGUGAUUUUUUAAUUGAAGGAAUGUUUAACCUAGAUGCUUUUGCUAUAUUCAUUCAAGUCAUUUUUCAAUUUUGUCUCAUUCAUUUUUAUAGCUUCUCAAUUUCUUCCCUUUCCUCAAAUGGCAUGUUGAAUAUAUUUUGUUUUUAAUUUUGAAUGUAUAUUUAGAGGACUCCAUAGUGCUGCCAUAUCUGUAAAUACAGGGUUGUGCAAUGUUUGUUUUUUCCUAAAGGAUACCAGCAUUUUCAGUUUUGUUUACAGUUGUAUUAUUUGAUACAGGGAUUAGGUUAUUUUCUACCUCUUAUAUUACUUUGUCUGACAGUCGUUUUGCUUUCUAAGACAUUAAUUUUGAGGGAACUACCGCAUCUAUAGCUUGUGUCAUCCACCCUGUUAGGAGUCCUUUUGUAAGAGAUUGUGAUAUUUAUUUUGUGACAUUGGAACAUUCCUUUGCAGUUUUGUGUAAUCCGUCCUUUGUUUUUAUUUCAUACGUUUGUUUACUGUCAGAAACAUUUCAUAAUUAGUUAGGUAGUUGUGUAGUGAGAAAUAAAAUGAAUCUCUGCUGUAGAUUUAGUUACGUACCCGGGGGGUAUGUAUGCCAGUAGUCGUAUGUUAGACCUGUUAUAAUGAUUAAUUUCACUUUCUCAGACAAAUCUUUGAAAAAACCUCCUUUGUUUAAAGAUCUGUUUCCAGAUGUGAGCAUGAAUAGCUUUAUUGUAUAACCGGUUGAAAUAAAACUUGUGUAAUGCCUUUCAACACUUCUGAUCGAUUUGAAGACAAUUACACUAUAAAAAGUUUUAUGUAUCAAACAUCAUUUCCUUCAGGGAUCUUAUACAAAUUAAACUGUAUUGAGAGUAAAAAUGUACUGUAAUACAAUGCACUUCAUGAUAGGGAUUUAAGAUAUCUGAAACAAGAAUUCCGAAAGAUCAAAAAUUUUACCCACAGUGGCCUUUCUUAAAAUGGCCAUGGGUCAGUUCCUCAAUCAAGGAAUGUGUUUUAGGUACCUUAAUGGGUCACCUACCUGACCAUGUCAGGUUUACUAAAGGAACUCCUAGUUUUAAAUUUAAAAACUCUGCAACUUACAAUGCUGGCCAAGUGAUUAUUUGAUAGUUAAGCUGUUAAUUCAAUAUUGUGUAAAAUAGUUUAUAAUAUGUGUUUUGAAAAAUUGUGCUAACACCUCAUUCUUUUAAUCUGCUUAGAAAAGUAAUUAUUCUUUCCAAUAAUUUGAAAAUUCAUUCCAGAACUUUUGUAUUAUUUUUUAACCUUCAUACCUUUUUGAUUACAUAGACAUUUUUUCUGGAAAAUUAAUCAUCUUUUUUACAAAAUUUGUAUCGGGUAUCAACGUCUUCACAUUUUAUACUUCGUGAUAACCGUGAGAUUAGAGGAUGUACCUGUAUACACAUGUUAAAAUUCAGGUUAAUUUUAGUAUAUCUUUAUUCUGAAGAUGAUAAGUGUCUUAUCGACAUGAAAACCCCGUUCAUUUUCAUGUUAAAGCCAAAAGAAAUGAAAAAGGAUUUUUCUUCAGAAAGAACAUGGUACAUAGCUAAAUGUAUAAAACACAUUUUUCUGUUAAGUCCUUGGAUGUUGUCUUUUCGUAAAAUUUUACACACACUGUCUCAGAGAAGGCAACAUAAUCUUCCUAUUUGUUUGUUAAAAUAAAUUAUAAAGUGCCAUCAGUGUUAUAAAAUGUUGUUAAUUAUGAAUAUAUUAGUGGCAGUUUGUUCUGAACAUUAAGAAAACUUAAUUUUUUUAAACAUAUGUGUACCAUGUAGUGUGUAUUUAAAUAACUUUCCUACUUGUGAAGGUUGUAUUAAAGAUAAGCUGUGUAUUUAAAUAACUUUCCUACUUGUGAAGGUUGUAUUAAAGAUAAGCUGUGUAUUUAAAUAACUUUCCUACUUGUGAAGGAUGUAUUACAGAUAAGCUACUGGUCACAUCACUGCAUCAAUUCAAUAUACCAGACGGUAAACACAUCUCUUGAAAUACUCUCAAACAGACAAUAUUAUCAUGUACUUUUAUUAUUCACUUAAUGCCAAAUCAGAAAUGGUCCCAGUACACUUUAGAGUUGUCCCGGUUAGGUUGUGUCGAUCAUGAUCUGAAGUUACGCGUCGUCUUGUAAACAAACAUGUCCUGUCAAUUUUCUAGUCAUACUCACCUAUUGUGAUAUCAAAUAUUUGUAUAUAUAUAGAAUAAUCUGCUUAUUCGAUAAUUUUUGGACAUAAAUUGUCAGGGCAUUGAUGCCCUAGUUACAUAAUUAUUAAAAACUCUCUUUUUGUAGCCCACUGACAAAAAUUAACUUAAGAAAAACACACAAUAUGUAGCAAGAUUUACAUGUGUCCCUCAACCCAUUUGUUGGAAUUUGACUAAUCUAAUAAUAAUUUUCCCCAAAAAAAUGCUUCCUUUGAAUGAUAUAAUAUAUGUGAAACUGUACAUAGGUAAAUUGAUGUAAUGUGUGCUAUAUGCACCUCGAGCUUUUGGUUUUUGAAAUGGAACUGGGAGAUUCUUACAUGCCAAGUAGGGGAGAAACUUUGCCUAGUGAUCUGAACAUUUUUGUAAAGUUUUAUAUUUGUCAGGGUAAAAUUUAGCUCUUCCUAUUGUCAAUAGUCGGUCACCUGAAAUGUUUUGUAUGAAAGCAUGUAUUGGUUGUUCAAGUGUAUUUUAUGUGUAUUUGUUGAUUGUGUAAAGGAUGAUGAGUUUUUUAACCUGAGAGCAUAUUGUUGAUUGUUAUUGCAUGGUAUUUGGUUUCUUAUCCCGACAUAGUGACACAUGGUAUGUUACAUUUAUAUGACAUUUUCCAUAAAGUUCCAUUUCGUGUAAAUAUUUUAAUAAGAAAUAUCAAUUUGGGCAUCAUAUUUCAUUGUAAAUUGAAAAUCUUUGAGAUUCACACAUGACUCUUGCCUAAUUCUGAAAGAGUAGUUAUUACUAACAGUUUAAAGGGAGAGAAUACAAAUCAAUGCUUAAAGUUAAAGUAUACGUAGUUAGUUAUUAUUUAUUAAAGUAAAUGUUAUUUGUUGUUUUAAGUUUAUGUUUGUUUCUUAUCCUUUGUUUUGUUUGCUUUUAAAACUAUUCUUCAAUAGUUAAUGUUGUACAAGUAGUCAAACUUUGUUACCUUGAAGUCAGUGGGGUUAUGAAAAAACUUCGAGAUAUCUAAAGUAUUCGAGGUAACUGGGUAUAUGUAGAAUUUUUACUCUCAGAUUUGAGUUUUUACUUCGAUUUAAGCAGAAUCUUUUGGGUGUCAGAGUUCAAUAUACCAAAGAUUGACUGCAAUUUUAGCUAGUAGGAACACAUACCCUUAACAGUUUAGUUAUAAUAUUUUUAACUUUUUCUGACAACUGAUUUUUAAAUUUGUCAGCUGUUAAUUCUAAAAUAUACCUAAUCCUUUAAUUUAUCCUUGCUAGAAACUGUGUCAGGAUUUUACAUUUGACAAUUGUUAAGUGAUAGAACAUGACUAAGAAAAGUAUACCACUAACUAGUUCAUACUUAAUAGCUUGUAUACAAAUUAUUACAUACGUCAUAGGCACUUUGUUGCUGCUGAAUCAAAGCAUGCUCUCCAUUUUGUACCGAAAUCAAACUGUCAGCAUGAUCCGUAUUAGUUCAUCAAGCUACUAAAUGUCUAUUGCAUGAUUGAUUCAAUACUACUAUGUAUAAGCAUUUUAAUAUUGACACCUAUAUAACUCAAAUUCAAACUGUAUUUGUGAUUAAGUUUUUUCCAAAACAACACCUUUAGGUGGGCUAGUUUGUUGUGAACUUUAACUGGAAUGAAAAUGAACUAAUUUAUUUUGAGCUUUUUAAUACUGGUUAGGAAAUAUUAUUUAAAUAUGUUUAUCUGUAAUUAUGAUAAAACAUUUAAUAGUAAUCUUUUUCUACAUCCUCGGGCCCCAUGUGAAAAUCACGCUUAUUGCUCUCAGCGUCUGGCGGAAUCUGAUAUCUUCGGAGAUGUAGCCUAAGUAUCCAGUGGUAAAUGAGUGAUGAUGCCCUUUCUUGUAUCUUCAUAGAAUUCAAAAAUAUAACAAGACAUUAUAUUUACCAGGUGUUUUAUGUAGAUAUCUAGGUGUAAUCAGAAAGAAUAUUAUACGAUAUCAUAUUUCAAGUUCAGUUAGUUUUAACAUCAAGAUUAUUGUGUUUAUUUACAUGGACUUUCAAGUAUUGGAAGAUAUAUGUGUAUCAAAUUUUAAUACAAUGUAUAUAUAAGGACAUUUACUAGUUAUUUAUUCCCAAUCAUACAAGAUACUGGUAUUUAAAUAUACCUGUACAUGUAAUAUGUACAAAUUGAAAUUAUUUAUAAAUAAUGCAUAUUGUAACACAUCAACACAGUAUCAAAUCUAAUAUGAUUGAUAAACCUUUCAUAAGUCAUUAACAGUUUUGAUGCAGGAUUGAGACUCAAAUGUCAAAUUAUCCAAAGUUUAAUUCUAUUUAAAUAUGAUAUUAACAUUAUAAUCGCAGUAGCAACUUUCAAAUUAUUUACAAUUAAUUAUUAUUAUAUCAAAAUUAAGAUAUAUUUUUAUUUAAGAUAUUUAAUUAAAUGAUUAAAUGAGAUUUUUGAUCAAAUGAUUUAUAAAGCCUUUGCUGUGAUAUUGGCCCCAUUAAUUUGAUAAUUAAAUGUAGAGAAGAAAAUGAAUACCUUAUGAUAUUAAUACCCAGAGUGAUAUUGAAAUAAUGUUAUUAUCUCCCCUGAGUGAUAUUGAAAUAAUGUUAUUAUCUCCCUUGGUUUAAAGGACCUUGUAUCUUGGUGCACAGUCUGUUGUCUACACAUCUGACUUCUGACAUGUACAGAAAGCUUAGUUCCCCUUCAGGGCUCAGAAAGAAUGAACAGAAAACCUGAUAAAUUUCCAUAAAGCUUCUAUAUAUGUUGGAUAUAUUUUGGCUGUUGCAUUACAGCUCAAAUCUGAUCACUGAGGACUUGUAUGGUGCCAUACUUUAAUUUUAUUUUGUUCACAUGCAGGAUUUGAGAAGGACAUGGGCCAUAGGAGCAUACAAAUUCUUGAUGGCCAAUAAAAAUUUGAAUGUCUUGCACAUGUAAAUGAGAAAAUGGCCCAUAAGAAUUUUUACUAGUGGUAUAUGACCCAUACCUAGAUUCUGCCUUGCCAUCACCUGCAGAUUAUGUAACAAAAUUUAUUUUAAAAUAAUCUUAAGUCAAAAUAAAGCAUGUGAUUUUCUAUAAUGGUCUUUUGAUUAUGGAUCUGAAAUAUCACAAGGUGAGCGAUUCAGUCCCAGGGCAUCUUGUUAAACUAUAAAUCAUUAAUGUAGAAUGUAUUAGUCUUUAAAAUGCAUGCUUUAUGAAAUGUGUUUUUUUGUGAGGCAUAGACCACCUGUAUUAAGAAUAUAUUAAAUCAUUUUAUUUAUGCAUGUAUGCUGUUAAUGAAUUAUAUACAUGAUUAAGACUAAAAUUGAAGGUCCACUAUAUUAUUUUAAAUACAUAUUGAUAUUGGUGAAAUAUAUUGAUCUAUCAGAAUGUAAUUGACUAUUGAAACUGCCCAAUGUAAAAACAUUAAAUUUAGAAAGAAAAAAAGGGAGAGAAAAUCUCUUUUACAAAAUGUCACUAAACUGUUUUAUGCAUCCAUUGUGUCCCAUUGGUUAGUCACAAUGCUCUCCGCAGUGUUGUGAUAUUAGCCCCUGGAGUAUCGAGGAUGUCAUUUGUGAGAUGUAUUCACUGAAAGUUUAUUUAUAUCCACAAAGUCAUAUUUUUUUUUUCUUUCAAAUAUACAAUUGAUAGGAGUAAAGAAAUAUAUAUAUUUAUGGUGCAGAUUUCCCCCCUAUGUAACCAAUGAAGGGUUACAAGUGAUCUUGAUUCGAAAUCAAACUUAGAAAUGUUGAAAGUUGUUUUUGAACAUUUUUUUAUGACAAACGUGAAAAUUUUUAUGACAAACAUAUAUAGAGCAUUCAUUUUGUAUAGUUGUGUUUUCAGUUACACACCUAACAAUAAUGGAUGUAUAUUUGGAAGGUAUCAUUGAAAAUGAAAACAUUUUUAGUUGUGGACUGAACAGUUUUGCAAUAUGCUGAUGUGUUUAAAGUGAAAUUUAAAAAGCUGUAACACCACAACAUUUAUUAUUAAAUGCAAAUGUAAAAAUGAUGGUAUAGAGAAUAUUCAUCAUAGCUUUUUGGGGGGGAAAUGCUUACCACUUUUGAGAAGUACAUUGUAUUGAGAAAGUUUGCCUAAGAAUUACAUAUAGAAUUGUGUCUUAUUGACAGGAUAGUGCCCUUAUGUCAAAUCGUUUAUGUGGUAUGUGCUCAAUGCAACCAACCUUUGUGCCUAUAGACUACUUGAUAGUUAGGUCUGCCACCAAUACACCUUUAGAUAAUAGCUCAACACGCACAAUCACUGGGCUGUUAAUAUAGUGCCGCAGUUACCUCAUGUUGUAUAGGAUAGCAUUGAUGUUCAACCUGCCUUAGUGUAACCAGAUGUAGCUAAUAUUUAGGUUUUGUUCAGUAAAUAUCCUGGUAGUGCUGUCUGUAAUUACAAGAUGUCCCCAAUUGUCUUUGGUAGUGAUGUCUGUAUUUACAAGAUGUCCCCAAUUGUCUUUGGUAGUGAUGUCUGUAUUUACAAGAUGUCCCCAAUUGUCUUUGGUAGUGCUGUCGUAAUUACAAGAUGUCCCCCAAUUGUCUUUGGUAGUGCUUUCUGUAAUUACAAGAUGUCCCCCAAUUGUCUUUGGUAGUGCUUUCUGUAAUUACAAGAUGUCCCCAAUGUCUUUGGUAGUGCUGUCUGUAAUUACAAGAUGUCCCCCAAUUGUCUUUGGUAGUGCUUUCUGUAAUUACAAGAUGUCCCCCAAUUGUCUUUGGUAGUGCUUUCUGUAAUUACAAGAUGUCCCCAAUGUAUUUGGUAGUGCUGUCUGUAUUUACAAGAUGUCCCCAACUGCAAUAUACUGGUAUCGUAUUUCUUCCUCAAUAGCUUAUUGUUAAGUUAUAUCUUUGUUCAGUAAUUUUGUUGUAAACAACUGUUGAAACUCAUAAGAAAGUAGUGCUACAAUAAAGUCUGUAUUAAUAACUUGUGUUUAUAAUUAUCAAAUUUUGUUUUCAUGUUGAAAGUAUUGAAGUGCACCUCUUCAUCAUAUGAAGUGUUAUCUUGUUGGAAUGAAUUUAACUUUACCCUUGUGUUACAUCAACUAAUUGUGAAAAUUGUUAUUGGUAAAUGCUGUACUUUGCCCAAAGUUGUGAAAAUUGUUUUAUGAACUGUUUUUUGUUUCCAAGCCUUUGGGUACAAGUGUUAUAAAAUGUCAUUUUUGCCACAUUUUUAUACUCGCUGUAUACACAAGACAAAAGAAUUUGAUAAUGCCAUGAAAUUGUUUUGAUAAAAUUUUAAAAUUAUUUAAAGAAACUUCCAUCUUCUAUUAGAAAUGGAAUUAAUCAAAGUAUUGAAGAUAGUGAGGGUCAUUCUGGAAGUCAAUACAUUGUGAAGAGGAUGAUGAAGGAGAGGCAAAAAUCCUUUUCCUCUUAUGUCCAUUUCUAGAAUAAUCUUAAUCAUAUUAACUUCAUAGUGCUGUCAGUAUUUUUUCUUCAUGUGUAAAUUGCUAUUUUCCUAAUGGACAUAUUCGACAUUUAUCAUUUUCCUAAAUGUCAAUCAUAUUAAAAUUAUACUUGAAAUUUUAUUUCUACGAUACAUUCCAAUACAUUAAUGUACUGGCAUCUUUAGAGGAUCAGAAUUACAAGUAUAAAUUUAAUUACAUCAGGUCUUUUUUUACUGUAGUUACUUAUUUCUACAGAAAUCAGUCUGAUGAAACUUGUGUUGAAGAAUUAAGUACACAGGGAAUACUACUGUAAAGUUGUUAGAUUUAUAAUAUAUAAAUGUCAUAGGCUAACAGUAAAAGGAUCCAUUCACAGAAUUAAUGCAGUAUGAAAAUACGUUUUUGUUUGUUGGCAAGAUAUUGUUUAAGAAAAUUUUUUUAUGGAAAUCAGACAAAUUUUGGCUGUACUACAUAGCUAGUAUCUUUAGUCCCUUGUUAUUAAAUCCAGUUUCAUGGUAUUGGGUUUCUGUAAAAGUUAGCUGUGUGCUUAAGUUUUGCAACAGAUUUUAAAGUGACAUGUGCCAUAGACAAAUUUACUACUACUCUGUAAAGUACAAGAAAGUUUGAUUUUCUAUAAAUUUACAUGUACUUUGUUUAUAUAUUGAGAAACUUUCACCAUUUUUGCCCAAUAAUAUGAUGGUGUGUUUAACCAGGUAGGGAGGUAGUGAAAGUUUCACUAGUGUAAACAGCUUGUGUGCAAAUUAUUAGUAAAUAUUUCUUUGUGGGUGAAUGUUUCCAGUUAUUAAAUAUGAUAAUAACACUGUUAAAACAUAAAAACAGGGCAUUAAAAGAAAAUGUUUAUCCAGCAGGUAAUUUUCCUCCAAUCUACAUUUGUAAUGGCACAGGUAACUUUAAAUUUUGCAAAUGUCAAAAGUAACGAUGUUUGUAAUAACAGUAAAAGAUCAAAAAGAUGUUUUUUGUUGUCCAUAAUGAGCAUCUCUCCCGAGUAUUGUCCCUCGGAUAUUUUUGAGCUGUGACAUAUUUUUCCAUGACCUUGUAUCCUAUGAAGAUAUUAAUAAAGUUAUGAAUUAA
Pecten maximus is the source of this 13489-nucleotide messenger RNA. RefSeq lists its product as uncharacterized. Bases 113 to 3109 code for a protein of 998 amino acids. The record is from RefSeq and is a predicted model, not a curated record. NCBI's taxonomy places the organism in Eukaryota, Metazoa, Mollusca, Bivalvia, Pectinida, Pectinidae. The transcript has 10 exons.